CGAUUUUGCCGCCUUGACGCCCGCCGACUUUAUAUUCCGUUUUCCAAGCGCACUCUCAUAUGUUUUUCUGUGCCAUCUCGGGUGAACCCCCGCAAGAACCUGUCGUUUCGGCAAAGUCUGGCAAAGUCUAUGAAAGGCGUCUCAUCGUCAAAUACAUUAGCGAGAACGGCACAGACCCAAUCACAGGCGACAAGCUCGAGGAAUCCGAUCUCAUUGCAAUAAAAGCUAGCCCAGACACAGCCGCACCUCGUCCUCCGACGCACACCUCGAUCCCUGCACUUCUACAUCUCCUUCAAAACGAGUGGGACGCUCUUGUGCUUGGUACCCAUGCCCUUGAGCAAAAAUAUAACGCGACGCGCCAAGAACUAAGCUAUGCUUUGUAUUCCCAAGAUGCCGCAAGUCGAGUCGUCGCCCGUUUGAUUCGCGAACGCGAUGCUGCCAGAGAAGCUCUGGCAAACGUACAAGCGACGCUCGGCGUUGCCCAGCCCGCAAAUGAAGACGUUGAAAUGGCUGAGAAUGCUGCUGGGGAGGACACACUUCCUACCAAUAUCAUCUCACAAAUUGAUGAAACUCACCAAGCGCUUUCCGCCGCACGCAAGAAACGCAAACCACCUACUGAUUAUGCCACCGCCGUUGAAGUCAAAACUUACGUGUCGACUCAUACGAUUCCAUCCCUUCAUUCUGCGUCGCCGUCAGGAAUUACGUCGUUAGCCGUCUCUCGCCUCAAUCCGUCACACUUCUUGACUGGCGGAAACGACAAGAUAGUGCAGGUGUAUGACCGAAGUACUGAUAAGGUUUUGGCUUCGCUAAAGGGUCACUCAAAAAAGGUCAACCACGUUGCCUUCCGGGAGCGUGAGAGCGACGCAACGUUAGUGAUUUCUGCUGGAGCGGACAAAAUUGUUAAGAUUUGGGCGCACGACUCUGCCUCAGGAGAGUACAUUCCCAAAUCAACUAUCAGGUCGCACAAGGGCGAGCUUACCGGACUGGCUGUGCACCCUACUUCGACCAUACUUACACUAUGCUCCACCGACAAAACGUAUUCACUCCACGAUCUCUCCUCAUUUACACAAGUCUUCCGAUCCAUUCCUUCAGAAGAAGCUUUCACAUCCCUUGCUGUCCAUCCCGAUGGUACCCUCCUCGCGCUCGGUACCCCGACGUCCACAAUUCAAAUAUUCGAUAUUCGCACCGGCGCCAUGGCUGCGACUUUAUCAUCCGCUGAUGCUGCCCCGUUCACCGUCAACUCUUUGACUUUUUCAGAGAAUGGGUAUCACCUUCUGGCCCCCAAUUCGCUCUCUUCAGUUGCCAUAUGGGAUUUGCGCAAGCAGAAAGCUACACACUCUAUUUCUUUAGGUGACGACUUCAAGGUGAACAAGGUUGUAUAUGAUACGAGUGCCCAGUACUUCGGUGUUGCAGGAAGUUUAGGUGCCAGGAUCUUCGCACACAAGACUUGGGAUGAACUUCUCAGACUAGACGAAGGAGGUGAGGUGUCGGACCUCGUUUUCGGGGAGCAAGGAAAAGAGAUAUGGGGGGCGAGUGGAAGGGAGGUCCGCAUCUGGGGUUUACCUUCUACUUAGUUUUUGAGCUAUCGAUAUCCCCUUGAUUCUUGAUAUAUAUAUGUAUUGCAGCUCUCCGAAUAACUGAUAAAUGAU
Laccaria bicolor S238N-H82 is the source of this 1649-nucleotide messenger RNA. RefSeq lists its product as uncharacterized. The record is from RefSeq and is a predicted model, not a curated record. The transcript has 3 exons. Gene Ontology annotation, molecular function: ubiquitin protein ligase activity; protein binding. Gene Ontology annotation, cellular component: U2-type catalytic step 1 spliceosome; cytoplasm; Prp19 complex. Gene Ontology annotation, biological process: protein ubiquitination; DNA repair; mRNA splicing, via spliceosome. Lineage: Eukaryota; Fungi; Basidiomycota; Agaricomycetes; Agaricales; Hydnangiaceae. Bases 60 to 1574 code for a protein of 504 amino acids.